UCUUAUUGUUCCUUCCUCUCCUCCAAAACAAGAAAAGUGGUGGUUGAUGAAAGAAUUAAAAAUCCAAGAAGACCAGAUUCAUCCAGAGAUAAGCGCGCUCUGUCCUGAUAUCGACUCCUGAGUGAUCUAUUCACCGCCGUUCAGACCUUCCUUGACCUGUUGGCCCGCAACCAGUAACACACCACCAAUCCCAUCAACCUCCCUCAACUACUUCAAUCACAAUGUCCGCCCGUCGCACCGUCGACAGAUCGUCCGCCAAAGAUGGCGUUGCACCGUCGAAACCCGAAAAGUCCUCUGACUCAGAUGUGACCCCUGCAGUUCCCACGAAUGUUAUCAUGAAACUGCUGGGCUUCUCCGCCGCCAUGGUGGUUGCGCCUAUUGGUAUUUACUUUGUCACAGUUGACUUCGUCGGAGGAAGUGCAACGGUUGGCGGCAUUGUUGCGGCUAUCAUGGCCAACAUCGUCCUCUUCGCCUACGUCUAUGUCGCUUGGAAAGACGACCAGGCGGAGAGAGAGGCCGACGCCAAGCAGAAGGAGAAGAAAGCGCAGUAGUGGGUGCUUUCGAGUAUAGGUUGGUCUGUUUAUUCCGCUAUCAUUCAAUACCAGGUGUUUGAUCUAUGGCGUUCAAGGACAGCUGCGUGCAUGCUAUGUAACUAUGUAUCUAUUGGGGAUCGCUCUAGGAAAAUGAUAUGUCUGUCCUAGUGUGUGGCCGGUGAUUGGUGCCUAUGUGCAUGCGUAGACUGUUAGUCAAAUCACAACAAGCACAAGCGCC
Aspergillus homomorphus CBS 101889 is the source of this 771-nucleotide messenger RNA. Its product is annotated as vacuolar ATPase assembly integral membrane protein VMA21. NCBI's taxonomy places the organism in Eukaryota, Fungi, Ascomycota, Eurotiomycetes, Eurotiales, Aspergillaceae. Gene Ontology annotation, cellular component: endoplasmic reticulum membrane. The transcript has 3 exons. The record is from RefSeq and is a predicted model, not a curated record. Gene Ontology annotation, biological process: vacuolar proton-transporting V-type ATPase complex assembly. The coding region runs from base 222 to 551 and encodes 109 amino acids.